AUGUGGGACGAGGAGCCCAUGCCUUUUUUAAACCCCUAUCGACAAGUGGAAGGGCACGACGCCUUCCUUUCCCCACAGCCCCCCACCUCCCUCAAACACCGGGGGUUCCUGCAGGUGCCGUGGCUCUUGGGCACCAACAAGGAGGACGGCGCCUUUAGGGUUCAAGGGCAGGUUUCUUGGAGAAGGGGCGAAGAAAAGGGGCGCCGCCCAAACCCCCCCAUUCCAAAAAAACACUCGCGAAAGCCCAUGGAUGGGGGGUUUAAAAUUUUUCCUGGACGAACCCCCCAUACCGUUUUUUCCAGCAAACUCGACUUUAUUUACAAGCAGGAGUUCAGUGGAGACUCUGCCUCGAAGGUGUCCACUCAUAUGCUUAUGCUCUGGACCAACUUCGUCAAGGGAAGCGACCCAACGCCCAAGCUCAAGGGCUGGCCCGAAGACGUAUCCCCCUGGGGCGCGUGGUGGGAGCCCUUCGUCAAGGGUUAUCUGUACUACCUGAGGAUCGACCCGGAGAUGGACAGCCAGGACGUCCCCCUGAAGGAAGAGAACAUGGCGUUCUGGGACAGUCUUCCGCUCUUCGAAAACAGGGACCAGAACGUCAUUAGGGAUGAGCUGUAAGGAGUGGUGUGGGUGCGUCGAAGUUUUUUUUUUUUUUUUUUUUUUGACCAUCGCAAAUUUCCAGUUUUCAAAUCGUGGAAUGUGAAUUCCUUGUUAGGAAAACAUAUAUUUUGCAAUAUUGCUAUCGAAAUUCUUAAGGAGAUUUUUUAUGUUCGUAAAUGGGAUGAUAUUUUUGCUACUUAACGACCGUAAGUACAAAGGAUUUUUUUGUUGUUGAAGUGUACCUCGGUUUGGGAGAAAAUGGCUUUGUGGCUUUGUUAUAUUUUGUUAAUUUGUGAAUAUGUGAGUGUUUGCGUGAGUGAGUGAGUGAGUGAGUGAAUGCGUGAGUGAGUGAGUGAGUGAGUUGUUGAUGCCACAUCCUCUCAUCAAACUGACGCAUACUUAAAGUUUUUGUAAUGAUUUGGCAAAAUAAAAUGUACAUAUUAAAUAG
Messenger RNA from Penaeus chinensis, 1045 nucleotides. RefSeq lists its product as uncharacterized. The transcript is spliced from 3 exons. Bases 1 to 615 code for a protein of 204 amino acids. NCBI's taxonomy places the organism in Eukaryota, Metazoa, Arthropoda, Malacostraca, Decapoda, Penaeidae. The record is from RefSeq and is a predicted model, not a curated record.